AUGCACCGCGCGGUUUCAUUCCUGCUCCUAGCCCUGGCGUGCGCCUUCACGGCGGCGGCUCAAGUCACUGGAAUCCACAGCAAACCGCUGGUUAGCGUUGUGCUCGUGACAUGCGGCCGGCCUGAGUACCUCAAGCUCGCGCUCGCGCAGAUCCACGAGCAGUCGUACCCAAACCUCGAGGUGGUUCUGGUGGUGGACGGCACACCCGUCGAUUUGAGCCGCGAGCCGAGGCUCCACGUCCACCCCGCGUCCUCGUUCACGACCCCAUCCUCCACCAAUCUCCUCGACGUGCGGGUUGUCCAGUUUGACCAUCGGGCGACAGUCGGCGAGAAGCGAAAUGCAGCUGUGCUCACUGCACGUGGCGAGAUCCUGGUGCACUGGGACGACGACGAUCUGUACGACCCGACGCGGAUCGAGGCCCAGAUUGCCCCCCUCCUCGACAACACAGCGCGCAUGAGCGCCCUCGUCUACUCGCACGCGGCCGCUCAUGCGGCUGACGGUCCUCCUCAGUGGUACUCUGUCAAGAAGAGCGGCGCGGCGCAGGUGAUGCCCGCCUCGCUGGCGUACAAGAAGAGCUCGGCGCUCGCACUCGGCCUGUUCCCCAACGUCUCCCUCGGCGAGGACAUUGGACUCAUCCAAGCCGGCCUCUCGAGCUGCGAGCAACUUGCAACGGCGCGCGCAUUCACCAAGCUCUGUUGCUCCUGCCACUCUUCCGCUCGUUGCUGCCCGCUCGCAGCCCUGCUUGAGCAUGUUGCGGUCCCCUCCGUCUACACGCGCCAUGGCGGCCACGCCGGCAACACUUGGCAGUGGGCAGAGGACAGGUCGAUGGAGUCGCACGGCUUCGGCGCGUCGGCCCGCCCGCGCUUCGUGAGCGACGUGCUCCUUCAGGCCUACAUGGCGGCCGAGGCGGACACAUCGACGCGUGGGGCAUGCGACGUCGUCGCGCGCGAGCUGCCAACCUUUACCGAGCACACUUUCCCUAAGCUGCCUCCCCGCUGCUGCGAGGGCUCCGCCGACCCCUCCCGCUGCCUGACGAAGGCCGAGGUGGAGGGGCGCGCGCGGCGUAGGCUGCAGUACAGCUAUGCCUACGGCGAGCAGGAUCCCCACCUCCACUUUGCCCACGGGGGCCGCGCUGACUUCCGCGGCCGCGACAACCAGAUUUACAACUUUUUGUCUGCGCCCAACCUGGCGGUGAACGUGAAGACCGAGGCGGCCUCCUUCAAGCUGCACGGCGGCAAGCUGACGGUGGACGGGUCCUUCAUGACUGAGGCGCACAUCGUGGCGCGCGUCGGUGGGACGAAACGCAAAUGGGCCAACGUCUCCUUCUGGGCGUCGAAGCUGAACGACGCGAACUGGGGCUGGCGGAUGAUCGGCGGCUCGUGCGGCGGACACCAUUUCAACCUUGGUCCUGGUGGCGUCAAGACGUGUGAGGAGCUGAGCAUCAAGGUCGACCUGUCGAGCGCAACCUUCUCGCUCGGCAACUGGACCAUCAUCGCUCGCGGCAACGCCGUCUACGACCGCCUCUCCGGCCCAACGCACCGGCUCGACGUCGACUUCAAGUCGCACGGUGAUGCCGCCGCGCGAUCCCUCCCCCACGGUAUUGUGGGGCAGUCGUUCUCCUGGUCGAGCGCGAGGAACGGCAAGACGGACGAGUACCCGGCGACAGGCUACUACAAGACUGCAGCCAUGGCGGAGGGCGCCAUCCAGGGCGAGGCGGCCAUGUACGAGGUGCUGGGACCAUACGCGACGCGCUUUGCCUUCUCGCGCUUCGACGGAGAGGAGCAAACGGUCUCGCCGGCCUCACCGCCAGUCUUUGGCGACGCCUCGGCCACAGACUGA
Messenger RNA from Emiliania huxleyi CCMP1516, 1839 nucleotides. RefSeq lists its product as hypothetical. The record is from RefSeq and is a predicted model, not a curated record. Bases 1 to 1839 code for a protein of 612 amino acids. The transcript has 2 exons. NCBI's taxonomy places the organism in Eukaryota, Haptophyta, Isochrysidales, Noelaerhabdaceae.